CUGACGAUGUGCACUAGACACUUCGGGAGCGUUGUAGCCCAAACAAUUCGAACUCAGAAGACAGAUCAGUUUCCGCUUUUCCUUAUUAUUAUGGGAAAACGAUCAUCUAAUGAAGUAUUGAAUGUAAUACAAGGUAACACAACAGUGGAUGAGCUAAUGAUGAGGCUGAUGGCUGCAAUGGAGAUCUUCAGUGCCCAACAGCAGGAAGACAUAAAGGAUGAGGAUGAACGUGAAGCCAGAGAAAAUGUGAAAAGAGAGCAAGAUGAAGCAUACCGCAUAUCACUUGAAGCUGAUAGAGCAAAGAGGGAAGCACAAGAGAGAGAAAUAGCAGAACAGUUUCGUUUGGAACAGAUUCGGAAAGAACAGGAGGAAGAACGUGAGGCUAUCAGGCUCUCUCUUGAGCAAUCUUUGCCUCCAGAACCAAAAGAGGAGAGCACUGAGUCAGUGAGCAAACUGCGUAUACGGACACCCAGUGGAGAAUUCUUUGAGCGACGUUUCCUGGCCAGCAGCAAGCUGCAGGUUGUCUUUGAUUUUGUAGCUUCCAAGGGAUAUCCUUGGGAGGAGUACAAGCUGCUGGGUACCUUUCCUAGGAGAGAUGUGACCCAGCUGGAUCCAAAUAAAUCAUUACUGGAGGUAAAACUGUAUCCUCAAGAAACCCUUUUCCUAGAGGCAAAAGAAUAGAUCAAACAAGAUUGUAGGACUAAUCAUCCUUCAACAAACCAGAGGCACAGGACCGGGAGGAAGGCUUCUAUCGAAACCGCCCUGUACUAUUCUCUAACUCAAUUCAAUGUCACAACUUUGCCUCUUGCAAGAAUCCUGAAAAAUUGAAACAACAUAGCUACUUAAAGUUUCACAUACAUGAAUAUAUGUUUCCAACCUCGUUUAAAUGAGCAGAGGAUAAAAUUCUGCUAUGAACACUGAACAUUAUGACUCUGUUGCUCACUUAUCAUCCAGCUUUUGUUAUAAUUAAUGCACUGUUAAAAUGUGAGUGAUUGUUAAGUAGAAUUUUUACUCCUCAAAUGCCCCUUUUUCACCAAGAAAUCUUGGACGUUUCUGCCUGUACUUUUGACACUAGAAUGCUGUAUAUUUGAUAUCUCGCUGAGCCAGCGCUCUCAUAUAUAUGCAUUUUAUUUCUGUGUUUGAAUUUCUACUUUGUCACCUAAUUUAAAAAGGCAGAAAAAAAUAACGGGACAUUCUCAGCCAUGGAAAUUUAGCAGUAUUAUAGCAGAAAGCAUAUAAUUUUUGUUAGUACUUUCUGACUUCUUUGAUAAGAUGUAAGGUUUUGUUUGAAGAAUAUAGUUUGACAUAUAUGCGAGAUAUUUAUUUACUGGUUCUGCUUUGGGUCUCAGUUCUGAUUCAGUUUAGGAAGUAUUUUCCAUUACAUUGCAGUGUGUGAAACUGCUUAUUGCAUGAUGUGAAUAUUUAAAAAACAUUAGAAACGGCCAGUACCGGAAACCUGGUAUCUUGCCAAUACUUCAGGAAUCAGCUGAUAUUGAAUAUCAGCUGUUAAAAACCUUUCAAAUACGAGAUACAAAAGUUCUUUAUUUCUCAUUGUGGAAGAAAUGGCUGUUCCCAUUUUAGCAUUCUUCCUUCAUUCUGGCACUUGGUUGUAUCCUAUUACUCUGCUGUUUUAAAGCACCUUGUUUGUUUCAUCAAACAAUGAGUAUCUUAAGAGAUGGUGUAAUAAGAAAUCUGCCUUAUUAUUGCACACUUUGGACAUUUUUACAGUAGAUUACUGAUCCUGUCUCAAACUAAAGAAAUCCUAGUUCUGUUGUCUGAAAUGUAUGCACCAACUACAUGCCAUCUGAUGUGGAAAAAUUGGUACUUUAAAUAUCUCAGUGAUAGAACGAGCAUACUGAAUCGAAGACCAUAAAGUACACUUGAUGCCAAACUUGCAUGAAAGCAAGUUUUGUUUUUUUGGUUUUUUUUUUUUUUAAUCUCUGGGCUUACAGUAUAGUGCACAGUAGCACUACUGAAUCAUCAUCUGCUAAUCAAACUUUUUUUUUGUAAAGCCUGGCACGUUGUUUUCCACAUAUGUUUAUAUGUAAUUCAUAGUGCUUACCAUAGCAAAAUGAAUUCUGAUUUGAAAAUUUUAUACUAAGCAAAAAACCAAUUGCACACAUCUUUUUGUCUUUUUCUUCCCCCCCCUCAGAAGGACGUUGAUAUAAAAUUAAAUGUCUGCCUAUUAUUAGGGUGUUAGUGAAGCUGAUAUAUUGUUAUCUUUACCAAAAAUGCAAAUUUCUGAGUGAGGAAAGCCUUAUUCUACCUUUUGUAAUUCUAUAAUUAGUGAAUGCUACAUCAAACACUUUUAAAAGUGACAUAUCUAUGACAAACAAAAGGUUUUGAAGUGUAAGCAAAUCCUAAUCAUUUGCAGUUCACAAAUAAAAGAACUAAUAGCCAAUAGGAAGAUAAAUGUAUGUGUAAUGGAAAGCUGAAUGCAGACACUUCAUUCUCAACUUUUGUAUUCCUACAGAAAAAAUCCAUUGUUUAUUAAAUCAGAAGUUAACAUAGGUUGCAAAUUGGGGUGACACUGGUUCUACAAGCAAUCACAGUAACACAUACAGCAGGAUUUUAAGGUGAUGUGUAUCUUUUUUUUUUCCAGAUUAGCUCUUCCUUUUAAGCUGGCUAUUGAGGAAAUGAGUUGCUGAAAUAUUGCUACACAUAGCAAAGCAACCUUUCAGCUAACUUUUUUUAUAUUUAAUCUGUUCUGUUUAACUUUUGUUUGAUCUCAUCAGGCUGUUUUCUCUCACUUAACUUUAUUUCUGUAUUUUGACUAUAUAUUCUUUACUUUGAUACUAGUUUCAUAAAGUUAUUAAAUGUGGCUUGAAUAUUUGUUGAACCUGUUGAAGUCAGCGUUCCCAGGGUUUGCUUGGCCUUUUUUUCCUAACCUGUGUUUGGUUUUUUUCCCCCAUUUUGUUCAUAUCGCAAAAUACACUGUCAAUAUCAAAAUGUUCUGGUGAUAAUUAACUGGAAGUGUUCAAAGUGGUGGUACUACUGCCCUCUGAUAUAAAGAUACCAAGAUCAGUAUAUUACGAUCUUUCUGCCACGACGUAAGUAAGUGUAUCACUCUAUUUAAAUAAAAUAUUCAUGACUCUGGUCCUUAAAUACUUCGGGCCUGAUUUCAAGAAGCAAUCAUCUAGAAUCACCUUUCCAAGUUAGGCCCCCAAUGCGAACCCGUCCCUGUGUAGGAAUAUUAAUAUUCCAGGCCAUCGUUUUCUGCUAUCCUAAGCCAACCAUGCUUUCACUUCAUAUGCUCUACUGAUUCGGUUAAUCCUCUAGUCAUUUUACAGACUAAUUUUGUUAUUCAGUAUUACUGUAAAACUGUAACAAUGUUACUACAGAGCAUAUCUCUGAUUCUACAUUUUUAUCUUCAGGUUCUUCAUAUUAAUGGCUUAUCAUUAAUGCGUUAGUAUUAAAUCUGAAAGAACUACUGUUAAUGAAUGAA
Molecule: messenger RNA, 3445 nt
Organism: Struthio camelus australis
Lineage: Eukaryota; Metazoa; Chordata; Aves; Struthioniformes; Struthionidae
Source: RefSeq, a predicted model, not a curated record